This is a messenger RNA of Phyllostomus hastatus (greater spear-nosed bat), 3188 nucleotides long. It is a transcript of the gene ERLN, whose product is annotated as small integral membrane protein 6. The coding region runs from base 1 to 780 and encodes 259 amino acids. NCBI's taxonomy places the organism in Eukaryota, Metazoa, Chordata, Mammalia, Chiroptera, Phyllostomidae. The transcript has 5 exons. The record is from RefSeq and is a predicted model, not a curated record.
AUGGCUGAACAAACGUGCCGAGUGAUUCACAGCCGGGAGCUGGCCGCCUCCCCUGGAGAUGGCACCUGGGCCUCGGCUGUAGUUCAGCCCCAGGCCCAGAAAAGCAGCAAAACCAGAAGGCUGGCCCCUCCCCACUCCUCGGCAAACUGGGGCACCCUGAGCCCCGCCACCGAUCUGGCCAAGUCCAGGGCAGGCUUCAGUCCCUUUCAGCGCAACCAGCCAGACCUGCUCCUGCUCCAGCGCCACACUCGGCAGCGGGCUACGAGCGCGCCCCUCACCCUCACCCAGCUCCGCCCUGCCUCAGCCCGCGGGAGUGCGGACAGCAGGGUCAGGACAAACAGGAAGGACCCCGAGCAGAGCUUUAGCGGAGGCGGUCCCAGGGGUGGGACAGGAAGUCCUCACCCAUCCCAGCGCCGCUUAGGAGAGGACUGGCCAGUCCAGGGGCAGCGGCCGGGAAGAGCCCGAAGGCCCCUCCGUCGGUGCCCGCCCUCACUCCUGUUCCUACAGAGGAGGACAGUCCACUCGUCGCUGGCUGGAGGCGUCGAGCCCAGGGACUCGCCGUCGCUCCAGGGUCUGCUGGCCGCAGAGGUCCACAUGGACACCCUGCUGACCGUCCCGAGCAGCCUCUGGAAGGACCAGUUCUGGGAGAACCCCUGGGACCAGGGCGGCCUGGCCGUGAUCGGCCUGUUCAUCGCCACGGUCCUGCUGCUCCUGUCGUUCGCCAUGGUGUUCGGUGCGUCCCCUCCGCUUGAGAAGGCCGGCCGCUCCGAAGAGUCGUGACCUGACUUUCUGGGGGCCGGGAAGGGGGUGCCGCCUGUCACGCACUCCCCAGGCACGGUGCGUGGCCUCUCCCUCCAAGCCCUUUCAGCAGUCUGCAAUUACACACUGUCGUGUGGCGACCUGACAGGGGCCCGUCUUCCUCACUGGACCCAGCACCGCAGAAGGCGGGGACGGCGGGCCCCUCUGGGCUCCCCACCGCGUCCACCGGGCCGGUGGGCCCGGCGGGGUUGGUACCCACCGGUGUCUGCUGGUUGAACGGACGAAGGGACCGAGGAGCAAAGCGAGCAGGGGGACAGAGGGUGCUGCUGGGCUGCUGGCUCCCCCGGUAGAGACGGCGGGAGUCCCGCUCAAGCCAGGCCUGCACCCCAGAACCAUUCUCCCCUCUCGGACGAGUCGUCCGGCCUGCGGGCCGGAGGGUGCCUCACACCAAUCGCCAUCCUUUUGCCACUACAGGGUAGAGGGCCCUGCCAUCCGUGAACAAGCCAACGCCCCCCACGGCCUUAGCUCAGAGGAAGCAGCGGCAGGAAGAAACGGGGGAAGCCCGCUGGCGUCCCACCCGGCGGCCCUCCUCGGGCCCCAGGGCCGUUGCUCCUGGUCCCAGAGGUGCCCCCGUGCACCCCGGGCCCAACGCCGCCGCCUCUCUCUGUGGGGAUGUGCGCACCCCCGCCCGAGCCACCACACCGGCCCGCCCCCCGCUGCCAGGCGCUCCCCUUAGUGAACGGCUGCCUCACCUCCAGCCGCAAACCCAGACGUGCCUAGAAAAGGGGCAAAUGUCCGGAGGGGAAGGGGCUGUUCCUUCCUGCUCUACACCACUGACGCGUUGCAGAAACACGCCCCGCACUCACAGAGCAGCGUCAGACCCAGCGACACCGGCGGGGCUAUUCCGCCCCAGGGCCUGCCGGUCCUGGAGCCCGUGACCCUCCCGUGGGACGUACGGGGGAUGAGGCUGCACGUGGGGCGACCGGAGCCCCGCCGGCACCCAGGCCCCCCAACACUUAAGAGGAGGAAUCAGGGUAGAGGCCCCCAGGAAGACCUAGCCCCUUGGCAUGUGGCAGCCGACCCUCUGGACAGCCCUACCGAGCCCAGACUCCUCCCAGACAAGAACCAGGCCAGGGCCGCUUCCGGCAGCGGGGACACUGACCAACAGCAAGGACACUUGGCCCUUCCACCCUCAGCACUUCCAUCCAGGAGCCCGAGGCCCAAUUUGGUGCCUCCCUGUCCUGGUGCCCAGACAGGGCUCCCCCCGGUCACAAGGGCCGUGGGUGCGGGCGGCCCUGAAAGUGUAGCCGAACCCCUCAGCACAGAUGAGGGUGCCCCAAACCUGCUCUUGUCCCCGGGGCCGCAUGAGGGCGGACCGCUUGCAGGAGGAAAGCGCUUCAGUCCAGGGGCCGCCGGCUCCUCAGCGAACAGGAGGGGCGGGCACCGAACCCAGGGCGCAGAUGAGAGUCUCUGGUUUCCAGAGCGAGCCCCAAACACCUGCCGGACACCGGCAGCCAGCUCCACGCUUCCGGAGUCUCACCCCACCACGCAAACCCAGGGCGGCGCGCGCGCAUGUGAAAAUGCGCCCUGAGCGUCGGCAGGGCCGGGGUCCACGGCAUCCGUCUGCCUCGAACUCUGUGGCCGCCACGUCUUGCACACACGUGUGCUCACCUCCGAGCCCGCGGCAACCACGUCUGCCUCAUCUGCCUCCCGGGGCUGUCCCGUGAGAUCUCGCCGACGACAGCAGAGGCAUCAGUCUAAGAGCCUUCCAGACCAAAGGGCCGCCCACGCGCGCCGUGCUGCCGGCUGGUCCGGAAUCCCCCCCGGACGCCCCUCGCAGACGCGCAGCAGCGCUGUGCUCGGGGCCGCCCUGCCACGGCCUGCCUGUCCCUGCAGCUACCCGGCGGCUCCUUGGUGACGCCGCUGCCGGCAGGUACAGAGGAAACAGGAAAGUGGGCGGGCCGGCGUGACGGGAGGAAAGCUGAUUUCUCCCCAGUCACCUUACCCACUUGGCGAGGGGAACUGGCGGGUCACCCGCCGCUGUUCGUCCGGGUGAGAGUGGAGCCCACCAGUGGUCCAGCUCAGCGAUGACCACGGUGCCAGUGGCUCGGGACUGGUCCGCUGACUCAGGACUGGGUCACUCACGGGGCCACCCACUCCGGAAGGGGGUAAGUUAGGGCGGACGGAUGGAUGACCACCCAAAAUGCUCAGUCCUCACCCAGCCAGGGUUCCUGGGGCCUUCCAGGAAAGAGCGGAAGGGUACCGACCUCUAGGCCACCAGACAGGAAACGCCCCAGACCACGGCCUUCAGCAGGCAGGCGCCCCCUGGUGGCCCAAGUGCUGCCCCACAGCAGCUGGCGAACCGGCGGGUGCUGGAGGAGGAAAAGAUCUCACUGACACUUCGCCCCGGAGAGACACGCACACAAGUC